Molecule: messenger RNA, 1086 nt
Organism: Lizanozyma spartinae
Lineage: Eukaryota; Fungi; Ascomycota; Pichiomycetes; Serinales; Debaryomycetaceae
Gene: SRB1
Product: mannose-1-phosphate guanylyltransferase
Exons: 1
Coding region: 1-1086 (361 amino acids)
Biological process (GO): GDP-mannose biosynthetic process; cell wall mannoprotein biosynthetic process
Cellular component (GO): cytoplasm
Molecular function (GO): GTP binding; mannose-1-phosphate guanylyltransferase (GTP) activity
Source: RefSeq, a predicted model, not a curated record
AUGAAGGGACUUAUUUUAGUUGGUGGUUACGGUACCAGAUUGAGACCUUUGACAUUGACAUUGCCAAAGCCAUUGGUUGAGUUCGCCAACAGACCAAUGAUCUUGCACCAAAUCGAAGCCUUGGCCCAAGCCGGUGUCACCGACAUUGUUUUGGCGGUCAACUACAGACCCGAGGUUAUGGUUUCCACUUUAAAGAAGUAUGAAGAAGAAUACGGUGUUUCCAUCACCUUCUCAGUGGAAGAAGAACCAUUGGGAACUGCUGGUCCUUUGAAGUUGGCUGAAAAGGUUUUGAAAAAGGAUAAGUCUCCUUUCUUCGUGUUGAACUCCGACGUGAUCUGUGAAUACCCAUUCAAGGACUUGGCCGACUUCCACACUGCUCACGGUGGUAUGGGUACCAUUGUUGCCACCAAGGUUGACGAACCAAGUAAGUACGGUGUCAUUGUCCACGACAGGGACAUCCCCAACUUGAUUGACAGAUUUGUGGAAAAGCCAGUCGAAUUUGUCGGGAACAGAAUCAAUGCCGGUUUGUACAUUUUGAACCCCGAGGUCAUUGAUUUGAUCGACAUGAAGCCAACUUCUAUCGAAAAGGAAACCUUCCCUAUUUUGGUUGAAAGAAAGCAAUUGUACUCUUACGAUUUAGAAGGUUUCUGGAUGGACGUUGGUCAACCAAAGGAUUUCUUGACCGGUACCGGUCUUUACUUGAACUCUUUAAGGAGAAGAUCACCCGAGAAAUUGGCUAAGGAAUCCUUCGUCAUGGGCAACGUUAUCAUCGACCCUACUGCCAAGAUUGAUCCUACUGCCUUGAUUGGCCCAGACGCAGUCAUUGGUCCUAACGUUGUUGUGGGUGAAGGUGCUAGAAUCCAAGGCUCGGUGUUGCUUGCCAAUUCCGAAGUCAAGGCUCACGCUUUGGUCAAAAGUACCAUUGUCGGCUGGAACUCGAGAAUCGGUAAGUGGGCCAGAACUGAAGGUGUUACCGUUUUGGGUGAUGACGUUGAAAUUAAGAAUGAAGUUUACGUUAACGGUGCUAAAGUCUUACCUCACAAGUCCAUUUCCUCCAAUGUGGAAACCCCUUCUAUCAUUAUGUAA